Messenger RNA from Carcharodon carcharias (great white shark), 1506 nucleotides. Its product is annotated as zinc finger protein PLAG1-like. NCBI's taxonomy places the organism in Eukaryota, Metazoa, Chordata, Chondrichthyes, Lamniformes, Lamnidae. The coding region runs from base 1 to 1506 and encodes 501 amino acids. Gene Ontology annotation, molecular function: RNA polymerase II cis-regulatory region sequence-specific DNA binding; DNA-binding transcription factor activity; histone deacetylase binding. The transcript is spliced from 3 exons. Gene Ontology annotation, biological process: cell fate commitment; regulation of transcription by RNA polymerase II. The record is from RefSeq and is a predicted model, not a curated record. Gene Ontology annotation, cellular component: nucleus; cytoplasm.
AUGGCAACUUGUUUGCCUGUUCCAGUGCUUGAGAUGAAUGACAGUCAGGCCCUGGGCGCAGGGAGGGAGGGAGAAGAGACAAAACCACGGAAAACAUUCCCCUGUCCGCUGUGUGAGAAAAUCUUCUUCACUGCGGACAAACUAACAGCGCACUCCUAUUCACACACCGGAGAACGUCCGUAUAUCUGCUCCCAACAUGACUGUGCCAAAGCGUUUAUCUCCAAAUAUAAACUGAUAAGACACAUGGCUACCCACUGUCCUCAGAAGUCUCACCGGUGUUCAUAUUGUGAGAAGAUGUUCCACAGGAAGGAUCACCUUAAGAACCAUCUUCAGACCCAUGACCCAAACAAGACCCUGCUCAGGUGUGAAGAGUGUGGCAAGAGGUACAACACAAAACUGGGCUACAGGCGGCACCUGGCAUUGCACUCGGCUGCCAGCGGUGACCUGACGUGCGGAGUGUGCGCCCGCGAGUUUGGGCGGACUGACCAGCUGCUGGAGCACCUGAAGGGCCAUGCAGGUAGGCUCGCCAACAGCGCCAGGGAGAAACGGCACGCGUGCGAUCGCUGCGAGCGGCGCUUCUACACCCGCAAGGAUGUCAGGCGGCACACAGUGGUCCACACGGGGCGCAAAGACUUCCUCUGCCAAUUCUGUGCCCAGCGCUUUGGCCGGAAGGAUCACUUGACGCGGCACACCAAAAAAAGCCAUGCUCAGGAGCUGCCGAGAGGGAAUUUGGUGGCUCACGGGAUGGUUGAGCCGUUGAAUGGCGGCUCCCCCAUCUCCCUGAAAGAGGAGGUUGGCACCUUAUGGCCUGAUCCUCUGGGUGAGCCGGUGCAAAAAGACAAUGCAAGCGUGAGACCUGAACUCUACACCCACCCAUUGCCAUCUGGCCAUCACCCAAGAAGGCCUCACCACAUGGUACCCAGCUCACUGGCAACAAGGUCGGGUUGCAUAGAGACACCAGCGCCGAUUCUUUCUCCUUCCACACCACCUCCUACAAGCCGAUGUAUGCAACUCUCCCAAUACCAACUCAAUACUACUUCAUAUAACCCCUUGCCUAGCAAAGACCAGUCUCUAAAGGUUGGCACAAGGGGCUACAACAUGGAAUUGUCGGGAGAUAUACCAGGGCUUCAAUCCCAAUCGGCAGCUGGUAAGGAAAGCUCGGAUAUCAGAUUAGAAACCUUGAGUGCUUCCUUGGACAACACAGGCUGUACCAGCACCAUGCAUAAAGAUGCCAAGCCCUUGAACAUGAGUUCCAUGGACAUCUCCCAUUUGCUUGGACUCUUGCCCACACCUCCUGGUGCCAGCCAACCUCCAGAUGGUGAUGCGGGGCUGUCGUAUGGCCAAAGGGAGGCUGGGCAGAGAAUGGCUCCCCUCGAGGGGCAGCAGCCGGAUGGGGGGCCUUCAGUGGCCAGUUUGAGCUUGACCCAGCUUCAUCGGGUUUCGACACCCUUUCCCUCCACCGUCGCACCUACUCCACUGCCCCGCUUUCACCAAGUAUUUCAAUAA